AUGCUGCUGUUUGGAGCCCUGGGUGACUUCAUGGGGCGCGCCUGGGGCAGCCGCAUCGUGGCGUCCAUCAUGCUCAGCGGCUCUAUCCUGCUGGUGAUGUCACCCCUGGUGUCAGACCCACUCACCUACCUCCGCUUCUUCAUCUUCGCACAGACGUUCUAUGGUUUUGGAGUCGGCGGGGAGUACCCGAUGGCGUCCAGCUCCGCCGCGGAGCGCUCCCAGAGCGACCCGGCCCUCAGGAACCGGCGAGGCGAGCAGGUCGUGCUGACCUUCUCCCAGCAGGGCAUGGGCAACCUCGUCAACGGCUGCGUGAUCUUGAUAUUCAUGGUGAUCUUCGCCCAGACCGGCAAGAGCCUGGAGCCCACGCCCUCCCGCAACAUCAUAAUGCUGCAGUUUGCCGCAGCGGCCGCUGUCAGCGUGUUCAUGGUGCUUUGGCGCUAUUUGAAACUCAAAGAGUCCGAGGUCUGGAAGGCAGAGCGCGAGGACGCGCUGGAGCUGACGGCCAAAUACGAGCACCAGCAGACGUCCUUCAUCUACCGCACCGCCCUCAAGCGCUUCUGGCCCCGCCUCCUGGUGACGUCACUCGCCUGGGUGGCCAACGACGGAGCCUUCUACGGCAACAAGCUCUUCCAGUCCAAAUUUAUAGAGGCCCUCUACCCCAACGUGAGGUCCUGCGCAGCAGAGGCCGGGCCGGGGCUGUCAUCAAAGGGGCGGGGGUCGAAGGGCGGGAGCCGGUCCACGCCGUUUGAGCGCAUGCAGUGGACUGUGCUGAACAGUGCUGUGUCACUUACGGGCUACUGGGCGGCGGCGGCCCUCAUUGACAAGCCCUGGUACGGCAGGAGGUUCAUGCAGUAA
Messenger RNA from Monoraphidium neglectum, 855 nucleotides. RefSeq names its product proton/phosphate symporter. Gene Ontology annotation, cellular component: plasma membrane. NCBI's taxonomy places the organism in Eukaryota, Viridiplantae, Chlorophyta, Chlorophyceae, Sphaeropleales, Selenastraceae. The record is from RefSeq and is a predicted model, not a curated record. The transcript is spliced from 11 exons. Gene Ontology annotation, molecular function: carboxylic acid transmembrane transporter activity. The coding region runs from base 1 to 855 and encodes 284 amino acids. Gene Ontology annotation, biological process: transmembrane transport; carboxylic acid transport.